Nannochloropsis gaditana CCMP526 is the source of this 310-nucleotide messenger RNA. RefSeq names its product wd repeat domain 61. The record is from RefSeq and is a predicted model, not a curated record. The transcript has a single exon. Gene Ontology annotation, molecular function: protein binding. The annotation marks the transcript as partial. Gene Ontology annotation, cellular component: Cdc73/Paf1 complex.
GCGGUGGAAGCGACGGGGACAUCCAUGUCUUCGACGUAGAAACGGGCCAUUUGCUCGCCACCCUCCCCGGCCACACCCAAGCUGUGCGGGCCUUACGGUACACCCCGGGAGGCUAUGCUUUGUUAAGCGGGUCUGACGACCGACGCGUUCACGUGCACGAAAUCAACGCCGGUUCCUCCAGGGGCCGGUCUCCCUCCUUGGUCUCGAGUUACGACGGGCACGCCUCCUUUGUCCUAAGCCUGGCUGCCAGUGGGGAUGGGCGACAUUUUGCCUCGGGGGGGGGCGACCGGAGGAUUAAUCUGUGGGACUU